ACUUGCAACAGCAAUGGCGAACUCUAGGUUGUUGUUGUUACGCCCGUCUUGUAAUAAUAGGUCCCUGAUGAGUUUUGUUGGCUCUUCUUCGGUUUUUAUCAGGUGUAGUACUACUCCGGCCAAGGGUUUAGGGUUUAAUAUUGCAGGGUCGGAUCAGAAGAAAAUUAAUAUUGGUGAUCAUGAUCAGAGGAAGAGCAACCAACUUUAUUUGAAUAAGGAUAGUACUAGCACUGUUAAGGCAUCGGUGGCCGCGGCGGCCGCUUCGGGAAGUGUAGUCACAACGGCAGCGACGGCGACACCACCCCGGAAUGACGGAGAAGUCCGUGGUGGAAUGUUCACGUCAUUGAUGGAUUUGUUUUCUACCAGUAGUUCAAACCAUGCUUUGCUACUUUUAAUCAUGUUAAGGAAAAUGGCUGAUUUGAUUAACCAAAGAAAAUAUUAUUUUCAGAAAAUGCAGCUCCAGAUGUUCUUCGAAAGGGUCAUAAUUGAUUGUCGAUUCUUUACAUUAUUUGCCGUUGCGGGGUCUUUGCUUGCUUCUGUGUUGUGUUUCGUUGAGGGCUGCCUCGUUGUUCUAAAGUCAUACAUCCACUAUUUCCAUACUUUGUCAGAGAAGACAGAUCAAAGAAUUGUGAUGCAGCUACUCAUUGAAGCCAUAGAUACGUUCCUUCUAGGAACCGCCAUGCUCAUGUUCGGAGUUGGGUUAUAUACCAUGUUUGUUGGGUCAAAACCUGCGAAAGAAAAAGGCCUUGCUGGCUCAAACUUGUUUGGUUUAUUCCACAUCAAGAGAGUUCCAAGGUGGGUAGAAAUGAAAUCAGUUUCAGAUGCAAAAUCAAAGCUAGGGCAUGCAGUGAUGAUGAUACUUCAAGUGGGAGUGUUGGAGAAGUUCGAGAGUGUUCCUUUGGUCACUGGCCCUGAUCUUGUCUGUUUUGCUGCAACUCUUCUAAUUUCCUCCGCAUCCAUUUUCCUUCUUUCCAAACUCUCUUCUGUUAAUCCAAGGCAGAGAGUUUCACGUGUUAAUUAACACAAAAUUCACUAUCAACAGAUACAAAUUAAAGCAAUUAGUAGUGAUUAAGCUUAGUCAAUAUAGAUUGUACUAAAUAGAUCAAUUCUUUUUUACACUGCGUAGAUGUAAUACUCAAUGUUUAUA
Morus notabilis is the source of this 1147-nucleotide messenger RNA. RefSeq lists its product as uncharacterized. Bases 14 to 1021 code for a protein of 335 amino acids. Lineage: Eukaryota; Viridiplantae; Streptophyta; Magnoliopsida; Rosales; Moraceae. The transcript has 5 exons. The record is from RefSeq and is a predicted model, not a curated record.